AUGAUUGCCACGAGAUUCCUCCGCGCCGCCGCUCUGCUGUUCGCUGCAGCGGCGCUGCUGUUGAUCGGCCUCGGCCACCAAUCUCCCGCGGGCACGCGCAAGGCCGAGGCCGAGAUGCGGCCCGUCAAGUCGGCCGAGCUGCGCCGCCUCGUCGCCAGAAUUGCAACGGCUGAACCGACGGGAGAGGCUGCCGCUGACGCGCUGGAGAAGGGCAGGGCGGCCGAGGAGGCGGCCGAGGAGGCGGGGGCUGCCGCCGCCGUGAAAAGGGCGCUCCAGGCCGACCUCGUCGUGCGGUGGGGGCUGCGGCUGGGGCGUGGGGCCCGCGCGCCGCGGCAACCGUCGAAAAUGUCCCAAAAAAUCUGUGGUCCACCGAGUGUGCCGAACCAACUGGAGCGAGUAGGCUCGACGCCGCGCUUGCUGUGGAGCUGCAACAAACUCGCCGCCGAGCGUGCCACCGAAGGCGUCCCGGCGGAGGUGAUGGAGUUUGAGACCUGA
Emiliania huxleyi CCMP1516 is the source of this 495-nucleotide messenger RNA. RefSeq lists its product as hypothetical. Lineage: Eukaryota; Haptophyta; Isochrysidales; Noelaerhabdaceae. The record is from RefSeq and is a predicted model, not a curated record. The transcript is spliced from 3 exons. Bases 1 to 495 code for a protein of 164 amino acids.